Camellia sinensis is the source of this 933-nucleotide messenger RNA. The record is from RefSeq and is a predicted model, not a curated record. Lineage: Eukaryota; Viridiplantae; Streptophyta; Magnoliopsida; Ericales; Theaceae.
AUGGAGUGCGGAGGUGGAAUAUUAUCGUCUUUCUUUAACACUAGAUGCAGACGAGAGGAAUCAGAAAGACACGAGUCAUUCUUGGAAAAUGGGAGCAAGGUACUGGAGGAGUUCAUCACUUCAUGGAAUGGACGAUGGAGCAUUCCUAUCCGUAACUUCUCUGCUCAGGAGCUCAUUAGGUCGACCAAUAACUAUGACCCUAGGCAUUUGGUUGAUGAAGAUGCUUAUUAUGCAUUGUACGUAGGUUCUUUCGGAGAACGCCCAAUUUUGGUUAAGAAGUAUAGGUCGUUAGGGCUUGAUAACUUUUCUGGUGGCGCUCAUCUCAAGGCCGGUGCAGUCCGUGACAUAGUGACUACAUCGCAGAUGAGUUGUCACAAGAAUGUUCUGAUGCUCAUAGGUUGCUGCUUGGAAUCUGAAUAUCCCUUUCUAGUUUAUGAAGAUGUAGGGAGUACUGAACUUCUCUCUCACUCGUUCAAAAGUGAAGAUUUCUCAAUAUCUAUAGUGAUUCCUCCAGGAGAAUCACAGGUGAAAGAUAUGGUAAUCUCAUCACGCAGUCUCGUGGAACCUCAGUACCUCCAAACAGGGAUUCUUACUGAGAAGACUGAUGUUUAUGAUUUUGGUAUGUUUCUUGUAGAACUUUUGACUGGAAAGAGAAUUGCUGACAUACAGCUUCACCUCCAAUAUGGGUGCUUUGAAGAUUAUGUGCACAAGGGUGGGUUGAAUGAAAUUGUGGAUGCUAGAACUCGAGAGGGAAGUGGAGGCGGAGUUGAGCAAGAGCAACAAUUGCAAGCUUUUGUAUCACUUGCAAUGCAAUGUCUUCAAAAAGAAGGAGAAGAUAUGCCAGAAAUGAUUGAUGUUGCCAAAGAACUUAAACGAAUUCAGAGGCCGCCUCUUGUUCAUCCCCCAUCAGCUCAAACCAUAAAUCCAUUAUAA